Myripristis murdjan (pinecone soldierfish) is the source of this 10002-nucleotide messenger RNA. RefSeq names its product talin 2b (gene tln2b). NCBI's taxonomy places the organism in Eukaryota, Metazoa, Chordata, Actinopteri, Holocentriformes, Holocentridae. Bases 125 to 7795 code for a protein of 2556 amino acids. The record is from RefSeq and is a predicted model, not a curated record. Gene Ontology annotation, cellular component: cytoskeleton; ruffle; plasma membrane. The transcript has 58 exons. Gene Ontology annotation, biological process: cell-cell adhesion; actin cytoskeleton organization. Gene Ontology annotation, molecular function: integrin binding; actin filament binding; structural constituent of cytoskeleton.
GUGUGUGCGUGUGUGUGUGUAUGUGUGUGUAUCGCCUAGCCUACAUCCAAGUCAGCUCGCAUGCAUUAACGAGUAGCAGACAUCAGGUGUGUAGGUUGGUCAGGCCAUUGUACUACCCACCAAGAUGGUGGCCUUGUCACUAAAGAUCUGUGUCCGCCAGUGCAAUGUGGUGAAGACCAUGCAGUUUGAACCAUCCACGCCUGUGUAUGACGCCUGCAGAAUUAUUAGAGAAAGGGUCCCAGAAGCUCAGACUGGACAAGCCUCAGAUUAUGGCCUCUUCCUGUCUGAUGAUGAUCCCAGGAAAGGAAUCUGGCUGGAGUCUGGCAGAACUCUGGAUUACUACAUGCUGCGAAAUGGGGAUGUCUUGGAGUACAAGAAGAAGCAGAGGCCACAAAAAAUCAAAAUGCUUGAUGGCGCAGUUAAAACCAUCAUGGUGGAUGACUCAAAAACUGUCGGGGAGCUGCUUGUAACCAUAUGCAGUAGAAUAGGAAUCACAAACUAUGAGGAGUACUCACUCAUUCAGGAGACGACAGAUGACAAGAAGGAGGACGGGAUGGGGACGCUGAAGAAAGACAGAACUCUGCUGCUACGGGACGAGAGGAAGAUGGAAAAGCUCAAAGCCAAGCUCCACACAGAUGAUGAUUUGAACUGGCUGGACCACAGCAGGACAUUCAGAGAGCAAGGGGUGGAGGAAAGCGAGACUCUGCUGCUCAGGCGCAAGUUCUUCUAUUCGGACCAGAACGUAGACUCACGGGACCCCGUUCAGCUAAACCUGCUCUAUGUUCAGGCCAGGGACGAUAUACUGAAUGGCUCCCACCCCGUGUCGUUUGAUAAAGCCUGUGAGUUUGCUGGGAUCCAGGCUCAGAUCCAGUUCGGACCCCAUGUGGAACACAAACACAAGCCUGGAUUCCUCGACCUGAAGGAGUUCUUACCUAAAGAGUACAUCAAGCAGAGGGGGUCGGAGAAGAAAAUAUUCCAAGAUCAUAAGAACUGUGGAGAAAUGACCGAGAUUGAGGCAAAAGUGAAGUAUGUGAAGCUUGCCAGAUCCCUCCAGACCUAUGGGGUGUCCUUCUUCCUAGUGAAGGAAAAGAUGAAGAGCAAAAAUAAGCUGGUGCCUCGGCUGCUGGGGAUAACCAAAGAGUCGGUGAUGCGAGUGGAUGAGAAGACGAAGGAUGUGGUGCAGGAGUGGCCCCUGACCACAGUCAAGAGAUGGGCUGCCUCCCCCAAGAGCUUCACACUGGAUUUUGGAGAAUACCAGGAGAGUUACUACUCUGUUCAGACUACAGAGGGAGAACAAAUCUCCCAGCUUAUUGCGGGAUACAUUGACAUCAUACUCAAAAAGAAGCAGAGUAAGGACCGUUUCGGCCUUGAGGGAGAUGAGGAAUCCACAAUGCUGGAGGAAUCGGUUUCCCCUAAGAAGUCCACAAUCCUGCAGCAACAGUUCAACCGGGUGGGUCGUGUGGAGCAUGGCUCAGUAGCACUACCAGGUAUUAUCCGCUCUGGGUCUGUCGGUGGCCCCGAUACCUUCAACAUGGGUACUAUGCCCUCCGCCCAGCAGCAGAUCACCACAGGGCAGAUGCACAGAGGGCACAUGCCCCCACUGAGUUUGGCCCAGCAGGCCCUGAUGGGGACUAUCAACAGCAGUAUGCAGGCAGUGCAGCAGGCCCAGGCUGACUUGGGACAUGUAGAUAGCCUGCCUCCACUGGGUCACGACUUGGCAUCCCGGGUUUGGGUUCAGAACAAAGUGGAUGAAUCCAAACAUGAAAUCCACUCUCAAGUUGAUGCCAUCACUGCUGGAACAGCAUCUGUGGUCAAUCUCACUGCAGGUGAGCCGACAGAAACUGACUACACAGCAGUGGGCUGUGCCAUCACCACCAUUUCAUCCAACCUCACGGAAAUGUCCAAGGGCGUCAAGCUGCUAGCAGCACUAAUGGAUGAUGAGGUGGGCAGUGGGCACAAGCUAAUGGGUGCUGCCAGGACGCUGGCAGGGGCUGUGUCAGAUCUGCUUAGAUCUGUUGAGCCGGCAGCUGCAGAGCCCAGACAGACGGUGCUGACUGCGGCAGGAAGCAUCGGUCAGGCCAGCGGGGACCUGCUCCGUCACAUGGGGGAGGGCGAGACUGAUGAGAGGUUCCAGGACAUCCUGAUGAAUCUGGCCAAAGCAGUGGCCAAUGCAGCUGCUAUGUUAGUCCUGAAGGCCAAGAAUGUGGCCCAGGUGGCCGAAGACACCACAUUGCAGAACCGGGUGAUCGCAGCUGCCACUCAGUGUGCCCUAUCCACCUCACAGCUGGUGGCCUGCACCAAGGUGGUGAGCCCAACCAUCAGCUCCCCAGUUUGUCAGGAGCAGCUCGUUGAGGCUGGGAAGCUGGUGGACCGCUCUGUAGAGACCUGCGUCAAGGCUUGCCGUUCAGCCAGCGACGAUGGCGAGCUGCUGAAGCAAGUUGGGGCAGCAGCCGGUGUGGUGAGCCAGGCUCUCAGCGAUCUGUUGCAGCAUGUCCGCCACUAUGCCAGCUGUGGAGAACCCAUCGGACGAUACGACCAGGCCACUGACACGAUCAUGAACGUCACCGAAAAUAUCUUCACUUCCAUGGGUGACGCUGGGGAGAUGGUGCGUCAGGCCAGGGUGCUAGCCCAAGCCACGUCCGACUUAGUCAAUGCCAUGAGAUCAGACGCUGAGGCAGAGGUGGAUGUUGACAACUCUAAGAAACUGCUGGCUGCAGCCAAACUCCUGGCAGAUGCCACAGCUAGGAUGGUGGAGGCUGCUAAGGGGGCUGCUGCCUACCCAGAGAAUGAGGACCAGCAGCAGAGGCUGAGAGAGGCAGCUGAGGGGCUGCGUGUGGCCACUAACGCUGCAGCUCAAAACGCCAUAAAGAAGAAAUUGGUCAACAGGCUGGAAAUAGCGGCUAAGCAGGCCGCGGCUGCUGCUACACAGACCAUCGCAGCUGCUCAAAAUGCUGCUGCUUCCAACAAAAAUACUGCCUCGCACCAACAGCUAGUGCACAGCUGCAAGGCGGUAGCAGAUAGCAUUCCCCAGUUGGUCCAGGGCAUGAGGAGCAGCCAAGCCCAGCCUGAGGAGCUGAGUGCCCAGCUGGCCCUCAUCAUGGCCAGUCAAAGCUUCCUGCAGCCUGGAAGUAAGAUGGUGACGUCUGCAAAAUCAGCCGUUCCCACAGUGGCUGACCAGGCUGCUGCUAUGCAACUGGGCCAGUGUGCCAAGAACCUGGCUACCUGCCUGGCAGAACUCAGGACUGCUACCCAAAAGGCCCAUGAAGCCUGUGGUCCUCUGGAGAUCGACUCAGCCCUCAAAACAGUGCAGACUCUCAGGAGUGAGCUUCAGGACGCCAAGAUGUCUGUCAUCGACGGGCAGCUCAAACCUCUUCCGGGGGAAUCACUGGAGAAGUGCGCUCAAGACCUAGGAAGCACAUCGAAAGCUGUGGGAUCCUCCAUGGCCCAGUUGCUGACCUGUGCUGCACAGGGCAAUGAACAUUAUACAGGUGUGGCUGCAAGAGAAACGGCACAGGCUUUGAGGACACUGGCCCAGGCAGCCAGAGGUGUGGCAGCCAGCACGAAGGAGCCUCAGGCUGCAGCUGCAAUGCUUGACUCAGCCCAGUGUGUCAUGGAGGGUUCGUCCAUGCUGAUCCACGAAGCCCACCAGGCCCUCGUUCACCCCGGAGAUGCUGAGAGUCAGCAGAGACUAGCACAGGUGGCCAAAGCUGUGUCCCACUCCCUGAAUAAUUGCGUGAAUUGCCUGCCAGGCCAGAAGGAUGUAGACAUGGCCCUCAGGAGCAUUGGAGAGGCCAGCAAGAAGCUCCUCGUGGACACUCUUCCUCCCUGCAGUAAGACAUUCCAGGAGGCCCAGACUGAUCUGAACCACACAGCAGCUGAGCUCAACCACUCUGCAGGAGAGGUGGUCCACUCCUCUCGUGGCACCAGCAGCCAGCUGGCUGUGGCCUCAGGGAAGUUCAGCCAAGACUUUGAUGAGUUCCUGGAUGCGGGCAUCGAGAUGGCAGGCCACACCCAAAGCAAGGAUGACCAGAUCCAAGUGAUUGGUAAUCUGAAGAAUAUCUCCAUGGCAUCCAGCAAGCUGCUGCUGGCUGCCAAGUCUCUGUCCGUGGAUCCAGGAGCAGCUAAUGCUAAGAAUCUCCUAGCUGUGGCGGCAAGGGCGGUGACAGAGAGUAUUAACCAGCUGAUCACGCUCUGUACCCAGCAAGCAGCAGGACAAAAGGAGUGUGACAACGCCUUGAGGGAGUUGGAGGCUGUCAGAGGGCUGCUAGAUAAUCCCAACGAACCUGUCAGUGAGCUCUCCUACUUUGACUGCAUCGAGAGUGUCAUGGAGAAUUCAAAGGUCCUAGGGGAGUCCAUGGCAGGAAUAUCUCAACACUGUAAGACAGGCGAUGUGCCAGCCUUUGGGGAGAGUGUGGGCAUGGCCUCUAAGGCCCUUUGUGGGCUGACGGAGGCUGCAGGACAGGCCUCUUAUCUGGUAGGUGUGUCUGAUCCAAAUAGCCAGUCAGGCCAUGAGGGGCUGGUGGAUCCCAUCCAGUUUGCAAGAGCCAACCAGGCUAUACAGAUGGCUUGUCAGAACCUAGUGGACCCAGCCAGCAGUCCCUCACAGGUCUUGUCUGCAGCGACAAUUGUAGCCAAACAUACCUCAGCCCUCUGUAAUGCCUGCCGCCUGGCUUCUUCAAAAACCUCCAACCCUGUGGCAAGGAGACAGUUUGUCCAGUCAGCCAAAGAGGUGGCCAACACCACAGCCAACCUCGUCAAAACCAUCAAGGUCAACUCCCCAACUAAUCCAACGAUGAAUGCCUUAGAUGGAGAUUUUUCUGAGGAGAACAGAAACAGGUGCUCUGUUGCCACAACUCCUCUCCUUGAAGCUGUGGAGAACUUGUCCACAUUUGCAAACAAUCCUGAGUUUGCUAGCAUUCCUGCUCAGAUCAGUAAUGAGGGCUCAGCAGCCCAGGAGCCUAUUGUGCGUUCAGCCCGUUCAAUGCUAGAUAGCUCCACCCUUCUUCUGGAAACAGCCCGCUCUUUGGUCCUCAACCCCAAAGACCCUCCUACCUGGUCCAUACUGGCUGGCCACUCACGCACAGUGUCUGACUCCAUCAAGAGCCUAAUCACGUCCAUCAGGGAUAAGGCACCAGGGCAGAGGGAGUGUGAUUACGCCAUUGACAACAUCAAUAAGUGUAUCCGGGACAUUGAGCAAGCCUCUCUGGCUGCUGUUGGACAGACCUUGCCCUGUAGAGAUGACAUCUCCAUGGAAGCUCUGCAGGAUCAGCUAACAUCCUCUGUGCAGGAGAUUGGCCAUCUGAUUGAUCCUAUCUCCACUGCAGCCCGAGGUGAAGCUGCCCAGCUGGGACACAAGGUGACUCAACUGGCCAGCUACUUUGAACCCCUCAUUGUGGCAUCAGUAGGCCUGGCAUCUAAAAUCCAGGACCACCAGCAGCAGAUGACCAUCCUGGACCAGACAAAAACUCUCUCUGAGUCUGCCCUGCAAAUGCUCUAUGCUGCCAAGGAAGGGGGAGGAAACCCUAAGGCUUCCCAUACCCACGAUGCCAUCUCGGAAGCUGCCCAGCUUAUGAAGGAGGCAGUAGAUGACAUCAUGGUGACUUUGAACGAGGCAGCCAGUGAGGGAGGCAUGGUUGGGGGCAUGGUGGAGUCCAUUGCUGAGGCCAUGGGAAUACUGGAUGAAGGAACGCCUCCUGAACCUGAGGGCUCCUUUGUGGAUUAUCAGACCACCAUGGUGAAAUUCUCCAAGGCCAUUGCCAUCACUGCACAGGAGAUGAUGACUAAGUCUGUGACGUGUCCAGAAGAGCUUGGUGGCCUUGCCUCGCAGGUGACAGUGGACUAUGGGCAGCUAGCACACCAAGGACGCCUGGCAGCAGCCACCGCAGAGCCUGAGGAGGUGGGUUUCCAGAUAAAGACACGGGUGCAAGAGCUGGGCCAUGGCUGUAUCUACCUGGUCCAGAAAGCUGGAGCCCUGCAGCUCAGCCCCACAGACAGCUUCUCUAAGAGAGAGCUCAUCGAGUGUGCCCGUGCUGUCACUGAGAAGGUGUCCUUGGUGCUGUCAGCAUUGCAGGCUGGGAACAAAGGCACCCAGGCCUGCAUCACAGCAGCCAGCGCCGUUUCUGGCAUCAUUGCUGAUCUGGACACUACGAUCAUGUUCGCCUCAGCUGGAACACUGAACCCUGAGAACGAAGAGUCUUUCGCUGACCACAGGGAGAGCAUCUUGAAGACAGCCAAGGCGCUGGUGGAGGACACCAAGCUGCUGGUGGCUGGAGCCGCAUCCAGCCAGGAGAAACUGGCCCAGGCUGCGCAGUCCUCUGCCAAGACCAUCACCCAGCUCACUGAGGUGGUCAAACUGGGAGCAACCAGUAUGGGCUCCGAGGACCCUGAGACACAGGUUGUUCUGAUAAACGCGGUGCGGGAUGUGGCCAAGGCUCUGGCCGAGCUCAUUGGAGCCACCAAGUGCGCUGCGGGCAAGCCAGCAGACGACCCGUCCAUGUAUCAGCUGAAGAGCGCUGCCAAGGUCAUGGUCACCAAUGUGACGUCUCUUCUAAAAACAGUGAAGGCAGUGGAGGAUGAAGCCACUCGUGGGACGAGGGCACUGGAGGCCACCAUUGAGUGCAUCAAGCAGGAGCUGACAGUGUUCCAGUCCAAAGACGUCCCUGACAGGUCCACCACACCUGAGGAGUUCAUCCGCAUGACAAAGGGCAUCACCAUAGCGACGGCCAAGGCGGUGGCGGCAGGCAACUCGGCUCAGCAGGAGGACGUGAUCGCCACUGCCAACCUGAGCCGCAAAGCCAUCUCUGAUAUGCUGACCACCUGCAAGCAAGCAGCAUGCUACCCUGACGUGGGCGACGAAUUGAGGAGCAAGGCCCUGCAGUUUGGCUCUGAGUGUACCACCGGAUAUAUCAACCUUCUGGAGCAAGUGCUGCAGGUGCUCCAGAAACCCACAAUGGAGCAGAAGCAGCAGCUGGCCGUACACUCGAAGCAUGUGGCGGCGUGUGUGACAGAGCUCAUCCAGACAGCUGAGGCCAUGAAGGAUGGAGGUUCAGAAUGGGUGGACCCUGAAGACCCCACUGUUAUUGCUGAGGCUGAGCUCCUCGGAGCUGCAGCGUCCAUCGAAGCUGCAGCCAAGAAACUAGAGCAGCUGAAACCCAGGGCCAAGCCCAAGCAGGCAGAUGAGACGCUGGAUUUUGAGGAGCAGAUCCUAGAGGCAGCAAAGUCCAUCGCUGCAGCCACUAGUGCUCUUGUUAAAUCUGCAUCAGCAGCUCAGAGAGAACUAGUGGCACAAGGCAAGGUUGGAGCCAAUCAAGCAAAUGCAGUGGAUGACGGUCAGUGGUCACAGGGCCUCAUAUCAGCUGCGCGUAUGGUAGCAGCAGCCACCAGUAACCUGUGUGAGGCAGCCAACGCCUCAGUCCAGGGCCAUGCCAGUGAGGAGAAGCUCAUUUCCUCAGCCAAACAGGUUGCAGCCUCCACAGCUCAGCUGCUAGUGGCCUGCAAGGUCAAGGCUGACCAAGACUCUGAAGCCAUGAGGAGACUGCAGGCUGCUGGCAACGCGGUAAAACGUGCAUCGGACAACCUGGUGAAGGCGGCUCAGAAAGCAGCAUUUGACAAAGCUGAGGAUGACAGCGUGGUGGUGAAGACCAAAUUUGUUGGAGGCAUAGCCCAGAUCAUUGCUGCACAGGAGGAGAUGCUGAGAAAGGAGCGAGAGCUGGAGGAGGCCCGGAAGAAGCUGGCUCAGAUCAGACAGCAGCAGUACAAGUUCCUGCCCAGCGAACUGAGGGAGGAUGAGGGCUGAUUGGCUGGGCAGGCAGGAUACGAGCAUCUGAUUGGACCAUCUUGCUAUGGAGAGACAUUGCCGAUGUGUGAUUGGCUGCUUCUCUGAUCUAAGCGAGCAGCAUACAGCACUUGAAACAGGCCUGUUUGAUGCGAAAAAAACAAGUGCCUGUGCUCUGUAGUGUAUUUGUACGUGUGUCUGUGUGUGUGUGUAUGUAUGUGUGUGUGUGACGUGUGUAUGUAUUUGUCAGAGAAUGGAAUCAGACUUCAACACGGCGAAGGUUGUUACAGUUGUCACUAUGCGCAAAUGGAGACAGUACAUUUUAACGAAUAAGGAAGCUGUAUGAUAAUAGGCAUCACUGCUUUGUGAGUGUUACUUAUUCAUGAGUGUUACCGACCGUUACAAUCAUGGAUCAAAAUGGUCAGAACGCAGGCGUCUUCUGUAUUUUGUUGAAUGUUACAAAAGCAGGUUUAGAGCAAAUAGAAACGGCCUGAUGCAGCUGGCAGACCUAACCUAGGGAUCCAUAGCUUCUACUUCACACAUUAAAUAAAACACAUAGUCAAUCAAAUGGCAAGAACCUGAUGCCUCAUUUCACCACUGGCUUGCAUGCACCAUAAUGUCUAUACAUAUCAAUCAAGCUACUAACCAAUAGAGUAGUAUAGCGUGGAAAGGCACUAGUAUUUUGAUAAUAUAAAUGUGAACUUGGGGUUUGCUGUUGAACCAGCAAAUGUCUAGAAAAUAACGGUUCUGAGAGACUAUAUUGUUCAGCUUAGCACCAAACAGAGAGUGGCUCUGAUCAGACUGGAUGACAACGUGAAAAGAGUGAUAGGCCAUCGGCAUACAAUAGCUAUAAACAUAUACUCAUUCUUGACUUAUUUUUCAUUUUUAACAACUGAUGUAUAGCUAUUUAAGUAGCGGACAGGUGAAAUAAGGUUUGUUGAGAAUAAAAACAGGGUCUGUCUGCAACCAAACCUGUUUCGUUCCUCAGGAGGACCAACGCACCAUCUAACUCCGCCCCCACCAGCCCUCCUUCCCUCAUACACACUGAGCUGUACAAGGAACAUUUGUUUACAUUGUUUGUCAUGUUUGCUCUCUCUUGUCUUCGUGGUAUAAUUCCAAUUCUUUUGACAGUGGCCAGAUUUUGUUUGAGUGCCCACAGUGCACACACACACACACAUGCGUGCACACACAGUCCUGAAGAAUUAUUCUCCGCCAGUCACUGCCCUCGCGUUUGGAGGCAUUUUCACUCUUGACUCUGUCUAUAGCAAUACAUUACUUUGCAUAUUCUUGCAAAUCAAUGAGAGUCAGUGCAGUAUUUGGUGGGAAGAUUGUGUGUGCAAUCAUAUUUUCACUUUGGGCUCUUGAACAAGAAGAAGAAGGCUGCAGAAUGCACUUAGAUUGGUCAUACCCUUAUGCACUGAGGAAGGCAGUUAUCGGCCUCCAUCGUUUUCAAUGUAGGAAGCCCUCCUAACACAGUAGAAUGAAAUGGCUUCAAGCUCUGAUUUGGGAGUCUUAAUCAAUGAUAAUUCAGUUUGUUUAGUAUGUUAACGUCUAAUAUGUUGGCGGUUGUAACCAGUCCGUCUUCUCAGUCUAUUCUUGUCAGCAUCUGGUCUGCAUCGUGUACUAGUGCCUUACGUGAGUCUGCCCUGCGAGCAGCUGAAGAGCAGGCUGGGUGGGGGCCUUAGCCUCGUCCUCUCUGGAUCAGAACAUUAUGCCAGUCUAAUCCCUGUCGAGGUCUUAAACUAUCACCUAGUCCUAUGCCAUACAAUACAAUGCCUUGGCUGGUGGCCUAUCUGCCUACCAUCUUAUAUGCUGAUAUAAAAGGGCAUCCAUGGAUACCUUAGGAUUUAGAGACUCUACCAGAAGACUAACACUACAUUGCAUUCCAUGAGCAUGUGGCAAUUUGUGAUUAAAAGUCGAGAAAUUCAUUACGAUACUUAAGUCCCUCGUCAAUGUUGGACCGAGAAACUUCCUUGUUUCAUUGUUUAACCACUAUAAAAUGAAGUUUUUAUUAAUAAAUGUAAGAAUUAUCCUGAGAUAUAUUGUCUAACCGAUUUGUUCGAGUAUUAACUGAAAUAGGAACCGUUACUAGCUCUGUUAUGAAUAGGUGUUGUGCUUUCUUUAACAGACUGCAUUAGUUUUAUGAGUUUAUGCUGUAUGUAUAUUAUUUAUCUGGUCACAAAAGUAUUUUUUGUAUUCACCAAAAAAUAAAGACUUUCAAACAACCA